This is a messenger RNA of Geodia barretti, 1993 nucleotides long. NCBI's taxonomy places the organism in Eukaryota, Metazoa, Porifera, Demospongiae, Tetractinellida, Geodiidae. The record is from the annotation of a GenBank genome assembly.
UAGUGUCCUUUAUAGAGGUUUGUUCUAACCCCUCCCACAGUAUGCGGUACUCCUGGUGUGACCUGUUGCACCAUGCUGUCAACUGCCACAUCUCUCCUCUCUCCUCCCUCUCCCCGUCUCCCUGCCACUGGGCCGGCUGCAACACCACCCCACUGAGAAUGAAACCCUCCCUCAUACGACAUCUGGAGACCCAUCAUUGUAGUCCAGGUCCCAAGCCCAUUCCACCCUCUGUGGCAGUCACUCUCGCAAAACUGAAACAUUGUCCUCCUCUUGAGAAUGAAGUGGAAUCUCCUCUGACAAAGGCAGUUCGUGUGACAGCUGCUCUGGUUCUCAGAAACCUGUGUCGAAUGGCUCCAUCCACUCACUGUCAGAUAAGGAGACAUGAACACAGACUCAGUGAAGUGGCUCUGUCUGACAGAGAAGCUGCUCACGCCAUUACAGAGUGUCUCACCUAUUUAAACCUCCCUCCUCCUUCUCCUCCCUCCCUCGCUGCUAACCCUCAUGAUAACACUGUCACACAUCAUCAGUUGACUGAAAACUCAUACAGCUCUCCCUGAUGAUUGUAUUAUACAUUUCAUCAGUCUUUCAACCUCAGAGAAAGCUGCAUAAGUUUGUUCAAAGGCGUCUGUAGUUAUUUCUGUGUAUCUUCUAAACUUCCCCAAGUUAUGCAAGCUGGUAUUGGGAGGGUGGUUUUAUCAGCAUGGGACGAUUGUAUAGUGCGACCAAAUGUGGUUCUUUAGCUUACCUGUUAUUGUAACUGUUUAGCCAGGGUUAUCUUGUACAUAUAUAUAGUUAGCUUGGCUGUAGUGGUGCAUGCAUUGCAGGGAGCCUGAAUGCCUUCUGAGAUGGACAGGUCCUUUCUGCUGGUCUUGUGUCUAGUGACACUGUCUAAUGUAGAGCUGGGACAGUCUCAAUGUGAUGUUGUAAGGAUUGCUGCAGCUGUGCAUGAAGUUGUAGGACCAGCUUUGGAGACUAUGCAGAAAGACAUGAAGAAUAUGAAGUCUGACAUGGCAAGCCUCAGUCAAGAGGUUGAGAAACUUGACACUAGACUGAGUUCUCUGAAUGAAUCAAUGAGAGAUGAUUUCGAUGAUGUCAAGACUGAGUUAAAUGGUGUCAGUAACACAACCACUGCAAUGUGUGACAAAAUUGAAAAACACGAGACUGCAAUCAAAUAUGAUUUAAAGGACAUGAAGGAAAAUCUAACACAACAAAUUAGUGGUUGUGGAGGUGUUGGCUGGAGACGUGCCGUCUACCUGGAUAUGACAGACCCCAACACCAACUGUCCCUCUGGCUGGCAGCUCACUGGAUACUCCAAGAGAACAUGUGGCAGAUUUAGUACUGGAUCUAUGACUUGUGACUCAGUCUUCUUCCCUGUCAGUGGAGGACCAUACAGUCAGGUGUGUGGCAGGAUCAGAGCCUACCAGUGGGGAGUGCCGCAUGCCUUCUAUGGGUAUAACAGCGGUGGACAAACUACAGUUGACAGUCCCUAUGUCGAUGGUGUGGCUGUAAUGCAUGGCAGUCCUCGACAACACAUCUGGACAUUUGCAGCUGAACCAUGGGAGAAUGGUGUACAACCAACAGCAACCUAUCACUGUCCAUGUGACAUGAGUGGUAUUAUACCAAUCCCACCAUUUGUUGGAGAAGAUUACUUCUGUGAGUCUGGGUAUGUAUAUGGCAGUGGUGUACCAGCUAACAGCUUCCACUCCAAUGACACUCUCUGGGAUGGUGAAGACUGUCACUCCACCAGUACAUGUUGUUCUUUCCACAAUCCUCCAUAUUUCACCAAAACCCUCAACCAGACAACUAACGAUGACCUUGAGCUGAGAAUGUGUUCAUUUUAUGGGAUAAAUACUGAGAACAUGGCAGUGGAACUGGUUGAAUUGUACGUAAAGUAGGAUACCAAUGACUGAAAAUCAUGGUUGCUUAGUUAGUUAUGUAAACUAGCAGUCUGUCUGUGUGCGAAUUUAGUUUCGUGUGCACAUGCGCAUAGCUU